Molecule: messenger RNA, 1656 nt
Organism: Drosophila ficusphila
Lineage: Eukaryota; Metazoa; Arthropoda; Insecta; Diptera; Drosophilidae
Product: zinc finger and SCAN domain-containing protein 31
Exons: 5
Coding region: 102-1433 (443 amino acids)
Biological process (GO): regulation of transcription by RNA polymerase II
Cellular component (GO): nucleus
Molecular function (GO): RNA polymerase II cis-regulatory region sequence-specific DNA binding; zinc ion binding; DNA-binding transcription factor activity, RNA polymerase II-specific
Source: RefSeq, a predicted model, not a curated record
GUUGUGAACGGCUAGUGUCCAUGGACGCUUGCAUUCAGCUGUUGGAACUUCUUAAACCCCUAUACAUACUUUCAAACCAUAAUAAAUAACAGGAAAUCAAGAUGAAAACUGAGUCGAAUGAAAAGUGGAUUGUGUGCCGCGUUUGUCUAAACAAUCCCAGUGAUGGUGAAGAGCUGCUCCAUGAGAUAUUCAGCCAAACGGCCAGUACACGCCUGGACCAAAUGUUGCACAUUUGCGCAGGCAUCCCAGUCAGUCUUGACGACAAAUUUCCGGACAAGAUGUGCAGCAAGUGUGUACGCUGUCUGCGACUUAGCUACAAGUUCCGACAAACGUGCCAGCGAUCCCACCAGCACAUUUUGGACAUGUUGAUGCGCGAGGCCAGCAACUCAGGUAAUUCAGGCGAAGCGGAGCAGCUUGGUCUUUCGGACGAUCUUACGGUUGAGAGCGUUGUCAAGAUUUGGGAACAGGACACCAGCCAACUAGAUGGCGAUUUUAAGGUUGAAAAGGAGGAUUUCCAGCCGUCGCAAGAAGAGUUUAUUACAUACGUUGUAGAGGAAGCCGAUGGUGGAGAUACUAUUGUUUUUGAUGAGGAGGAUCACACGCAGGCUGCCUUUGAUGUCGAGCACACUCUCAUCGAGAAAGCGGAACCGUAUGCUGUGUAUGAGGAAUAUGAACUGCUCAGCACCGAAAACCAAGCCACUUUAUCUGAUCCCGGCCAGGAAACGCGCUCUAACGUUACAGACCUGGCUACAGAAGUGCUUCCGGAUGUAGACAUAACCGAGGAUCUGCUUAGCUCGGACGAGAGUUACGUGGAAGAACCGAGGGUAACUCCGGGAAAUCGCCAGCGUACUAUUAGAAAACUGGCAGCAGUCAACAAAAAAGACAUUGAAGUCGAACCCGCCAAAAAACAAGGCAAAAAGCAGCGCAACAAGCUAUCCACGUAUAUCUGUGACGUAUGCGGGAACAUCUAUCCCUCACAGGCUCGCCUCACCGAGCAUAUAAAAAUCCAUUCGGGUGUGAAGCCCCACGAGUGCGAAAUCUGCGGACGGGGCUUUGUCCAGAACCAGCAGCUGGUGCGGCACAUGAACACCCACACGGGAAACAGACCCUACAAGUGCAACUACUGCCCAGCUGCCUUUGCCGAUCGAUCCACCAAAACCAAACAUCACAGAAUUCAUACUAAGGAGCGUCCCUACGAGUGUGAUGUUUGCUCAAGGACUUUUACCUACUCGGAUAACCUGAAAUUUCACAAAAUGAUCCAUACAGGGGAAAAGCCUCAUGUAUGCGAUCUAUGUGGAAAGGGCUUUGUAAAGGCCUACAAGAUGCGCCUUCAUCGGGUAACGCACGAGAAGCGUGGUUCCUGUUCCUGGAAACCUGACGUCGAAAUAAGCGCCGAGGGAGAGGUCAAGGAGGAGCCCACAAAGUAUAAAUAAUGACUUGAUCUUUUAAAUGGACAAAGACAAGUUUUGGGACUUAAAAAGCCUUUGUUAUAGCUUUUACAUUAAACUGUAUAAAAAGAAAACUACAUUUAAAGCUAGGACUGUAAGCUGGAAAGUUUUCGCUGAACAGUAUAGAGGAAAAAGUUUAAUUAUCAUUUAUGUAUAUAUCCGUUUAUUUGAUAAAAACCUUAAAUUUAAAAUAAAGAAAAAGCAUCAU